Molecule: messenger RNA, 1107 nt
Organism: Clupea harengus (Atlantic herring)
Lineage: Eukaryota; Metazoa; Chordata; Actinopteri; Clupeiformes; Clupeidae
Gene: tmem255b
Product: transmembrane protein 255B
Source: RefSeq, a predicted model, not a curated record
AUGGCUGCUGGAGACUUUGACCCAGUGGCUACAUCUGACGCAAUAGCCUACUGUAGCUGGCGAUAUAUAGGUUUGUGGGCUUAUGUGUGCACGUUUUCCUCUUCGACAGAACAGUACCUGAAGCGGAGACGGACAGCUCUCUGUUUCACUCUGGCUCUUCUUGCAUUGUCUGUGGUGAUCCUAAUAGUGGGUUUCGUCUCCUCAACGCGCACUGAUAAUGUUGCUGUAGCUGGCUUCUACCCGGGCAUCAUUUUGAGCUUUGGGUCCUUCCUCGGUAUUCUUGGUCUGAAUCUUCUGGAGAACCGCCGGCCCAUGCUUCUGGCAGCCAUUAUCUUCAUCAGCCUGGGGGUAAAGUCCUGCUUCUUUUGUGCCAUCGUAGAUGGAGUCAUCGCUGCUGAUUUCCUUGAUAUGAGACCUCUGAUGCAGGGAAGGUGUUCAUAUUAUGACAGUGGAAUGGGCCAUGCACACGGCAACUACUACACCGGGACUGAAGUGAUGUGUCAGUCAUACAAUACCAAGUGUGAGCUGCACGUGAAGACUAACAGCUGCUAUUGCUGUGAUUUGUACAACUGUGAGAGGCCCGACUACCAUGACCACUACUAUGAGUUUAUGGGCGUGAGGAGCUGCUGGGAUGUGGUCCAUCUGCAUCGGCUGCUGUGGGCUGGUGUGGUACUAAAUGUCAUCGCCAUCUUCCUGGGCAUCGUCACGGCAGCCAUCCUUGGGGCCUUUAAGGACCUGUCCCCAGCUCCUCCUCAGGCCUCUCUUGCCCCCAGUGCUGCUCCUGCCCCACACAUCCUCUAUAACCCCUCUCAACACAUGAUGCCUUAUAACGGGUUCUGUCCCCCGGGGCAAGCACUGCCUCUAUACCCCAAUUACUCCAUGCCCAUGCAGCACCACAGCGGCGGUCCAGCUCCCCCUCUCUCUCAGCCCAGCUCUGAAGCUUCCUCUGCGCCGUUAGAAGAAACUCAGCUCUACGCCCAAAACCCAAGUAGCCCCUCAAACCCCUCGACCUCUGACCCCUCCAGCUGCGUGCUCACCCCUAAUGCCCCCACCCUCUAUGCACAACCCUUAGGCAUCUUUGAGAAGCCUCCUCCCUACGCUUGCUGA